UAAGCCACAAGAAGAGAAUAGAGAAGAAUUUGGGAAAAUGUCCUGCACAAUUGAGAUCCAAGCAGCAUUUAUUCUCGCCUCACUAGUGACCUUCAUCAGCGGACUUGUCAUCUUAUUCAUUUUCAGACUAUUAGGCAAAGUCAUAAAAAAAUGGCAAAACAAGAAAACAGGAAUUUUCUGGAAACUAUUCGUAGCACAGACUGUCCAAUUAAAAAGAUUUCAUUUUUAUGGACACGGAGCAUUUCAUAAUCGUAUAGACAUGUUGCUUUCUGCACAGACCUUAGUGGGGCAAGUGUUGGUGAUCCUUGUCUUUGUUCUAAGCAUCGGAUCCCUUCUCAUCUAUUUCGUCAACUCUACUGACCCUGUUGGAAGCUGUUCUUCAUAUGAAGACAUAACCAUCCCUAUUGAUUUGUUUUUCAAUGCGUUCUUUAGUUUCUAUUUUGGGCUGAGAUUUUUGGCAGCUGGUGACAAGCUCAAGUUCUGGUUAGAGAUGAAUUCAAUUGUAGACAUUUUUACCAUCCCACCAACCUUCAUUUCUUAUUACUUGAAGAGUAAUUGGCUAGGGUUAAGGUUCCUAAGAGCUUUACGACUGCUAGAACUCCCUAAAAUAUUGCAAAUUCUACAGGUCAUCAAGACCAGUAAUUCAGUGAAGUUUUCCAAGCUGUUAGCAAUAGUUCUCAGUACCUGGUUCACGGCUGCAGGAUUCAUUCACUUGGUAGAAAAUUCUGGUGAUCCUUGGCUCAAAGGUAGAAAUUCGCAGAAUAUAUCAUAUUUUGAGUCCAUCUACCUGGUCAUGGCAACAACGUCAACAGUUGGCUUUGGAGAUGUGGUGGCCAAGACAAACCUAGGAAGGACCUUCAUCAUAUUCUUCACCCUAGGGAGUCUGGUACUGUUUGCCAACUAUGUCCCUGAAAUGGUAGAACUUUUUGCUAACAAGAGGAAAUACACCACGUCCUAUCAAGUGGUCAAAGGAAAGAAGUUCAUCGUGGUCUGUGGAAACAUCACUGUUGACAGUGUGACUGCCUUCCUGAGGAAUUUUCUCCGCAACAAGCCAGGGGAAAUCAACACUGAGAUUGUUUUCCUGGGAGAGGUCCCUCCUUCUUUGGAGUUGGAAACCAUAUUUAAAUGUUACAUGGCCUAUACAACUUUUGUCUAUGGAUCUGCCCUGAAGUGGGAGGACCUGAGUCGGGCUGCGGUGGAGUAUGCAGAAGCAUGCCUGAUUAUAGCCAACCCUUUGUGCAGUGACUCUCACGCUGAAGACACUUCAAACAUUAUGAGGGUGCUGUCUAUCAAGAACUAUUACCCGAAGGCCAGAAUCAUCAUACAGAUUCUGCAUUCCCAUAACAAGGCUUUGCUGCCAAAGAUUCCCACCUGGAACUGGAGCUCCGGAGACAACAUCAUCUGCUUUGCUGAGCUGAAGCUUGGACUUAUCGCACAGGGUUGCUUGGUACCAGGCUUGUGCACCUUUCUUACAUCUCUAUUUAUUAAGCAAAACCAAAAGGUUACUCCUAAACAGCCCUGGCAAAAGUCUUUUUUGAAUGGCCUGAAGAACAAAAUUGUGACUCAGCGUCUUUCAGAUGACUUUGCUGGAAUGAGUUUUCCUGAGGUUUCCCGGUUCUGCUUUGUGAAGAUGAACCUAAUGCUGAUAGCCAUCGAGUACAAACCCCUCCUGCAGAGUGGUUUCUGUGGUCUGAUUCUAAAUCCACCUGUGCAAGUUAAGCUGCGUAAGAACACAUUAGGAUUCUUUAUUGCUGAGUCUCUGAAAGAAGUCAGCAGAGCCUUCUUUUACUGUUCCAACUGUCACAGAGAUGUCUCCUCUCCUGAACUAAUUACAAAAUGUGGCUGCAGAAGCAGGAGCCGGCAGCACCUCUCAGAACGGAAUUUGCAGUAUGAUACGACACAAGACGCCGACCAGCUUGAUAGCAGUGGCAUGUUUCACUGGUGCAAGUCAACCCCUUUGGACAAGGUGAUUCUGAAACGUACUGACAAGUCAAAACACGAGUUUCGGAACCACAUUGUAGCAUGUGUGUUUGGAGAUGCCCACUCAACCCUGAUGGGACUCCGGAAUUUUGUGAUGCCCUUGAGAGCUAGCAACUACACCCGGCAGGAGCUGAAGGACAUUGUGUUCAUUGGGUCUCUGGAUUACCUUCAGAGAGAAUGGCGAUUUCUCCGGAAUUUUCCCCAGAUAUACAUUAUGCCUGGAUCUGCAUUCUAUACCGGAGACCUGCAUGCAGUUAACAUAGAGGACUGCUCCAUGUGUGUUAUCUUAGCCCCAUCACCCAAGCAAUCCCACAGCCAGACUCUGGUGGACACAGAGACCAUCAUGGCCACACUCAAUAUCAGAUCACUACGGAUCAGCUCCCCUCCCCAGGCAACCUCAGUGACAGGUCAGAAAAAAGGGAUUUCAUCUGACUUUAAUGAAUACAAGAAAUCAAAAUACCAAAACCGACGAAUCCCCAUCCUCACUGAGCUGAAAAAUCCUUCCAACAUUCACUUCAUUGAACAAAUUGGUGGGCUAGAAGGGUCCCUCACAGGAACCAGCCUUCAUCUCAGUACCUCCUUUGCCACAGGAGCUGUCUUUUCUGGCAACUUCUUGGAUUCCCUCCUGGCCACGGCCUUCUACAAUUAUCAUGUCCUGGAAUUACUUCACAUGUUGGUGACAGCAGGGGUCAGCUCCCAGGUGGAACAUCAUUUAGACAAGACGUUUUGUGGGAUGCCUGACAGCUGUACUACAUUCUUAUCUGGAAGGAUGCGUUGUAAACUGGGCCUUCUGUCUUUAGACCAAACCAUUUUAUCAGAUAUUCAACCAAAAAGAACUUUUGGACAACUGUUUUGUGGCUCAUUAGAUAAUUUUGGAAUCCUGUGUGUUGGCUUGUACCGCAUGAUAGAAGAUGAGGCAAACAAUCCAGAAAACAAAAGGGGAGUAUGCUGGUUUGUGAUUACCCGACCAGCCAGGGACAUUAGGCUGCUGCCCUCAGACCUUGUGUUUUGCGCCAUCCCUUUCAGCACUGACUGUUACAAAAAGAGUGAUGCUUCUACAAUUCAAUCUCAAUCUGAAGUUAUAAAUAUGGUGCCAAUGACACCAAAAACACUUCCAAAUGUAAGUUGCCCUCCCACAAUAUUUAUAGCUGAUAACCAGGGUAUCUGUCAAUGGAGAGCUGUUCUUGGUGAAGAUCAGAUGGUCUCUGGCCCAGGAGGAUAUGGCACCAAGGUCCACUACAAAGACAGUACCAUUUCCUUUUCCAAUUUUAUGCACAUAGCAGAUUGA
Castor canadensis (American beaver) is the source of this 3268-nucleotide messenger RNA. Lineage: Eukaryota; Metazoa; Chordata; Mammalia; Rodentia; Castoridae. The record is from RefSeq and is a predicted model, not a curated record.